Molecule: messenger RNA, 28664 nt
Organism: Synchiropus splendidus (mandarinfish)
Lineage: Eukaryota; Metazoa; Chordata; Actinopteri; Syngnathiformes; Callionymidae
Gene: syne2b
Product: spectrin repeat containing, nuclear envelope 2b
Exons: 77
Coding region: 60-27956 (9298 amino acids)
Molecular function (GO): protein binding
Source: RefSeq, a predicted model, not a curated record
UCCCGCUCUUCGGCUCGGUGCCAUGAGAACAUCUGGACCUGGAUCAUCAGAGAGCUGAGAUGGAGCCCAGAGCCUUCGUCCCCCUGGACAUCGACGAGCUCCACUUGCUGCUGCAGGUGGAACAGAACCAGGUCCAGAAAAGAACCUUCACCAACUGGGUCAACGCCCAGCUGGCCAAGAGGCGACCUCCAAGCCAGGUCCUGGACCUCUUCGAGGAUCUCAGAGAUGGAUCCAAACUGCUGGACCUCCUGGAGGUGAUGAGCGGACAGCGCAUUGGCCGGGACCGCGGCCGGGGGAAGUUCCAGCAGCGCAGCAACUUGGAAAAGGCUCUGACGUUCCUGAAGAACAAGUCGGUCAAGCUAGUCAACAUCCAUGUGCCCGACAUCCUGGAGGGGAAGCCCUCCAUCAUUCUGGGUCUUGUCUGGACCAUCAUCCUUCAGUACCAUAUCGAGGAGCUGGCCAGCAACCUGUCCUUCAGCUCCCGCCAGUCCUCCAUGGAGUCCCUGGCCACUCUGGACACGCGCUCCAGUCGCUCGGGCAGCAGCAGCCCGCUGCCCUCCAGAGGCUCGCCGCUGCACCGCAGCUUCAAAGUCUCCGCCAAGAAGGCGCUGCUGCUGUGGGUGCGCGAGCAGUGCCACAGAUCUGGCUGUUCCCUGAGCGUGAAGGACUUCAAGGGUAGCUGGAGGAGCGGUGUGGUCUUCCUCGCCGUCCUGUGCUCUCUGAGACCAGACCUGGUGGACCUGAACCGGGCCAGCACCAGGAGCAACAGGCAGAACCUGGAGGAGGCCUUCGACAUCGCAGAACGAGAGCUGCGGAUUCCUCGACUGCUGGAUCCAGACGAUGUGGACGUGCGGGAUCCGGACGAGAAGUCCAUCAUGACCUACGUGGCCCAGUUUCUGCAGUACUCCAGAGACCUGCCGGAGCCGGACCAGGACUCGCAGUUUUUGUGUCCUCCCCGAACGGGGUCUCCGGUCACUCUGCCGCUCCACUACACCCCUGCUGUGUCUGCAUCUCCUCUGCAUCAGGCAACUCCAGAGAGGAAGAUCCAAGAAGUGACCUGCUGGUUGCUGCAGGCUCAGGAGGAGCUCCUGGAGAGCUGGGACUCCACAGAGGGAGAGAGCUACGCCGAGAGAUACCAGGUGUUCCAGACCUUCCUGGUCUCAUUCAGCGAGCAGCGACGCCCCAUUGUGCCGCUGCUGUCAGCACUGGCGAGGACAACCACACCGAGCGAGGAGCAGCGUGCUCUGAAGGAGACCUGGGACUCUCUGGCCGAGAAGCUGCGACACUACAGAAUGGAGCUUGACAUAGGCCUUCCACCUCCGCUGGACUCUGUGGCCCGCUGGCUGCUGAGGAGCGAGGAGGUUCUGACCGAGGAGGCAGGCGAGGCUCAGGACCACGGCCUCGCCGCAGACCGGGCCCGGGACAAACAGGAGAGACUGAAAGUCUGUCUGGAUGAGAUGCCGCAGCAGCUGAAAACCUUCCAGAAUUUCCAGAACCUGGACCAGGAUGGAAACCCCUUGGUUCCAAUGGAGAAGAUGGACGAGCUUAAGAGAAGGUUCACGAGUGUUCGGGUCACAGCCAAGUAUCACGGGCUCAAACUGGAGUACCAGGAGCAGCGGCACACGGUGCUGGACCUGCUGGGUCAAAUCCAAGCCAAACUGCGUGUGUGGAGGAGACUGUUUCUCUGCGCUGAGGGAGUUCGAGUCCUGCUGCAAGACUGGCAGGACCUGGUGGAGAUCCGAGAACUCCCUUCUCAGUUGGACUCCAGCGUUCACAGACUCAAACACAUUUGUGAGAAAUUCUCCACCAAGUCAGCACUCGCAUCGGACUACCAGCAGGUCAGCCAGCAGGUGGCGCAGCUGGACGAGGAGUCUGGUGUGGCACUGCGAGAAGUGACAUCGGUGAAAAGCCGCAUGAGCCGAGUUCUGUCUGCGUGGGAAUCGUACCGAGACGUUCAGAGUUCUCUUCAAGCCUGCGUCCUGCAACACACUGCCACGCACACGGCAAGAGCCCAGGUUACGUCCGAGCAGAUGUCGGAGUGGAGCGCUCGUCACGCUCACCUGAACCAGGUGGGGAAGUUCCUGAUCGAGGAGACGGACCCUCAGACGGGCCGGAACCUUUCGGAUGAGCUCAGACGAAUCAACAUCCAGUGGAACGACUUUGUGAGCAGCAACAUCCUUGAAACACACGCCCAGAACCAACCACCGGAUCUGCAGGCUCUGAUCCGAGAAGCUACACUGCUGCUGAAGGAACCGGUAGAGACCCUGGGGGGACAACUGAUGACCUUCAAGAAGAGAGUCCAGCUGACCAUGAGGAAGCUCCAGGAUGUGGAUCUGGACUCUCUGGUUCCUUCUCCAGAUCUUCCCGCUGAGCAGCUACACAAACUGAAGAUGGCAACACCUGAAGUGGUGCAGACCUUGAGUGAAGCCCAGCAGGUUUGUGCCGAACUGCAGAGCUGCACCUGUGGUCUGGACAGCCGUCUGGCUGAGCUUCUGCAUUGGGAGGCUGAAGCCCGAGAGCUUUACCAGGAACUCAGAACCAAACCGAGACAACACCACCGAGGCCAAGACCCAGUAGCUCGGGAGCUGAUUUCCCGGGGCCUUCAACUGGAGGGUCAGGUGGUGACCGAGGAGCAGGACCUCCAGGUGAUGGUGAUGAGCAGUCAGAAGACCUCGCCCAUCCAGUACCUCCACGCUACAGCCAUGCAGAACAAAGUCCAAGCAGCUGUGGCCCAGUCCCAGGAAGUAAUCGGGCUGUUGAGCAGCCUGGGAUCCAAGAAAGACAGAAGCAGGAGCCCCACUGAUGCACCCCCGUCCAAAGUCUUCAUCCAAGCAAAGGAGGUGUUUGAACAACAAAGGCAGGUGGAUCCCAGCCACAAUGCGCCUGCCACGGGAAAAAUGUUUGUGCCGAAGAUAGUGGUGCAGGAACAUUCAGGAUCAAUGACCACGUCUCCCCCAAUGCCAUACACUUAUGCACAGGCUGUAAUGCAGGUCAGGGGAACUUCACCACCAGACACUCGACUGGUCUCGACUGUGACCACUCAGGUCCAGAGAGGGCCAGAAGAACAGGCACCAGAACAGACGCAGCCGCAUCCAGAGGUAGACCACCCAGAAGCACGAGUGAAAGAGACUGCUGAGGACCAGAUGCUGGGGACAGAACAUCAGAAUGUGGAAGUCCAGCAGGCCAUGGGAGAACCACAACAAAUGCCUGAGUUGGACAAGGCUUUGUCUCCUCUCCCAUCAGUUGCUGGCAGAGCCCUCGGCGCCAAGGAGCUCCAAAAGAAAAAGGCUAAAGCUUUGAAGAACCGGCCAUGGCUUCAGAAACCAGAGCAGGAGACACCUGUGAAGGAAACAGACCACGCAGCUCAGAGUGAAAGUAAACAAACGGAUCUUGAGUCUGGAACCUUCCAAAUUCAGCCAGACAUUGCAGGCUCCUCUCAGUCCACCACAGCGUUGCCUAAAGAGGCAACGAAUCAGUUGCAAACUCAUACUUUAGUGACCAGAACUGCAUCCAGGACUGUCCCUAGCAAGCAGUCCCAGACAGCAGGUCAGACACAGGCUGAUGCAGCUGGUCAGGAAACUGUGAGGACACAAGGAUUCACACAGUUCCUCCCCUCCGGUGCGUCCCAAAUGCCGGGGCAACAACAAACUGUGUGGGCUCAGGGUGAGCUCCAGCCUGUCGCCUGGUCCGCAGUCAUGCCUCCUUCGCAAACGCAGCCACCGCAGGCUUCUUAUGUUCAGCUUCACACCCCUCCAAAGUCCUGGGCCCCAGUGAGGGCUCCCUCUCCGAAGCCCCAGAAACAGGCACCAGGACAAAUUCAGUCUGCCACUCAAACUACACUGAUCACCAAGACGAAGAGUCAAGUGGAGUCAUCACAGACAGAUAGUGCAAGAAGCAUGACUCAGACCUUACACCAUGACACCAAGCCUGGACCAGAGGUCUGUCAUCAGACGAGUGAAAGCUCCUCACUGGUCAAAGGUUCCACCCCAUCUUCUAAACAGUCCCAGCUUCAACCCCAGAUGGCAUUCCUGUCACAUGGUCCAACCAACAUGACAGCUGCUCCGCCCACAGGUUUGCCCCAACCACAUGCUCAGCCCACUGCUACAGGGUCGCAAACCAUGAGCCUUCCACAGCUUCAGGCUCGCCACGCCGCCCCUCUUCAACCACAGAUGCAGGCUCGUGCUGGUACUUCUCCCCGACCACAGUUCGAGAAUCUUCCUACGGCCUUGCCUCAACCUCGGAUGCAGUCUCACCCAGCUGCCUUUCCUGGACCACAGAUGCAGACUCACUCUGCAGCCUCUCCUCGACCCCAGAUCCAGACUCACCCUGUAGAUCCUUCUCAGUUUCAAACCCAAGCUCACUCUCAACCGCCUCCUCAUUCGCAGUCCAUGGCUCAUUCUUUAGUCCGCCCUCAGCCACACGCCCAUCCUCAAACUCUUUUCCAGCUCCAGCCUCAAAGACAGGCUCAACCUUUACGCCAGCAGCAACAGCCAAAUAUCCACACUCUAUCUAUGGUGCAGGGUCAGGCACCUCCUCAGUAUCAAACACCUGCUCCACCUGGAGUUCAGAAUGUUGGAGGUCCCACUCUAGGCCAAAUGCAGCAGUGGUCACCAAUAAGACCAACAUCCUCAGUGCCUAUGCAGCCCAGUUAUCCCCAGGGUUUCCCCCAUGCUCAGUUUCCACCCCAGCAAUGGACCUCCAAACAAGAGCUACAAAAUCCGGCCUCCACUCAGUUCAGACACCACGUGUCGCAAUCAUUUGCCCCGCGACAGAGUCAAGAUGCACAGUCGGUACCAUAUCCAGCUGUUCAAGCCCCGCCUCAGUGGCAGGAAGCUGGCCUUCGCCCUGGUCUGCAGAUGGGUCCCUCUGAGUAUUCUCACUUGGUCCAAACUUACGCUCAGCCUCAGAGCCAGCACUGGAGUCCAGCACAAGUGAAUCCUCUUCAACAUCAGAUCCAGUUAACAGACUAUAAUCUGGGUCAGAUCCAGAUGCAACAAAGGGCAUCUGUUCAGCAUCAUUCAUAUCCCCACCACCCGUUUCAACAGGAUUCACAAGUGGGGCCACCGCAGCAAAGUCUUUAUCAAGGCCACCCCCCAGCUCAGGCCCCUCACCCUGCUAGUGUUCAACACACGGUAGCACCGCAGCAGACCAGGCAGCCACAGGCUUCAUACAAGCUACCAUCGCCACAGCAAUCUGUGGAAGAAUAUCAGCGUUUAGCUGAGAUGACCCCACAACUUCGGGGCCCAUCAGCAACAACAACACCACAGCAGGUCCAGUCAGCCACUCCUGUGAAGAUUCAGAUGGAAAUGCAACCAAAAUCUGAAUCAACCACCCGACCUGAUUCUGGAGUUGCGCAACCAAAACCUCAGACAUCCCACCAGCGAGAUACAAAGUCGCCAACCCCUCCCAAGGAUCAGGUACCCACAAAGCCAGAGGAUACGCUGUCUUGGAGCAGUAAGCAAACAAUCCCAGGUAGACCCACAAUGCAACAGCUGCCACGCGAUCAAAAAGCUCCACAAGCUCCAUCGCCACAGCAAGAGAAGAUUUUGGCGUCUUCUAAGAUGGAGUCCAAAUUCCCAGUAGAACCAAAACAAAAUGUGAAGUCUGCAGAGUCUGGACCAGCGACUACCUUGCAGACUCCGACUCAGUCCUCAACACAAUCUGAUCAACCCAGACUCGUAACCAAAGCAAAUGACCACACAACUCUAGCACCAACCCAAACACAAACUCAGCCUCUUGUUGAGCCAGUCACACAGGACGUCACCCCACCAAAACAUCUGCAGUCCCAACCCAAUUCUUCACUACCACAAACCCAGACAGAGCUACAGGAGAUCUGCAUCAGACCUCCGGUCCUGGCCCAGGCACCGCCGAAGGCCUACACUGAGGCUUACGCCAAGGCCCAGGCAUUAGCCAGGAAUGGGUUUGAAGAGGCCAAGUUCUGCCUGCAAGAACACAUUCUGGAUGUCAUCAAUGUGUUCCAAGUCAAAGGUGUUUCAGCGGAGAACCUGGCUCUGAAAGAGGAGACUCUGAGGACCUUGGAUCAGGAUUUGUUGGAGGAGUUUCUAAGAGCUGCCAAAGGCAUGGAGGCCUUCUGCACCCCUGCACAGCUCAGCAAGAUGGAGCUGUUCACGGAAUCUGUGCGGUCGCAGUGGGAGGAACUCCAGGCAGAUAUGUUGGGUUUCCUGGUUCACUUGCGCUUUGAAGUGACAAGGAGAAACUUUGAGUCGGCGCUGCUACUUGUUAGCUCACAGUUAGAAAAGCCCACUCAGGUCUGCUUCGCUGCUGGAGCCGGUCUGGUCGAGGCAGGUCAGCACCUGCAGGCCCUUAAAGAUCUCUGUGACAUGCUGAGCCCCGAAGAUGCUCACCGUCUUGCCACCACUCAGCUUAGGGAAUGUGAAACCAGACUCGCUGCCAUCCAGCGACAGUUCAGUGGGGACCAGGAAGCCCAGAAAACUGAAGCCCGGACUCCAGCUGCUCCAGAUCAGAGCAAGCCAGCCGACGAUGCCCAGGUUGUUGACAUGGUCCAGGUUCAAGCACCAGCCCAGACCUCAGUAAGAUGUGACCCAGUGGAGAGGACACAGCCUUCAGUAGAGGAUGAUCUUGGGCAGAAGGAAGCUCUAGAGCGGUACGAGAGCAGUAAAAGACUUCUGCAGGUCCAACUGUCCAAAAACGAUUUGAGUUUAAAAGAGGUUCAGUUGGACUCUGUCUCACUGAAGGGUCUUCACACACGACUUCAGGACUUGCAGUUCCUACGGCAGGAAACGGAGUCACUGUGGUCCGACUUCACGGAGCAGUUCUGCAGGCUGAGUGCAACCCCUGAACUGGACUCUGAGAGGCAGGGGCUGCGGGACCAAUGGCGUCAGCAACAGUCCAGUCUGCAACGCAGAGGAAGCUCCCUGGGAGCUGCACUCCGUCAAAUUGACUCCACUGAAAACCACAUGGUGGACUUCACGGAACGGCUGGACCGGUACCUGAGGCAGCCCAAGGACGUAGCUGGCUUCUCAUUUGCCAGCAGCAACAUCCUGAAAGAUAUCAAGGAACUGAAUGACAACAUCCAGAACGAGCUGGACCAGCUAACCCGUCUGAAUUCAGAGUCUAGCAACCUGGACCCACAAGACUGCUUCCCACUAGCUCGGGAGGUGGAAACUCACAGAACCAGUCUGGAACAGCUACGACAGCAGGUCUGUAAAAGCGAGGCCGCGGCGCGUGCCCUGGACCGCUUUCUUAUGUCCCUGCGGACCAUCGACGAGGACGUGUCAGGAGUUCACGGUGGCCUUAGUACGGUAGCAAUGGUGCAGGAAUGCAGGGGUAAGCUGGCCCAGAUCCGGCAGAGCAGUGACAGCCUGAAGGAAAAGGCGCCCCAGCUGGACGUGCUACUGCAGGGGGCCAGACUCACCCUCACCAGAGAGGGACGUCCUGCCUCCUGCCUGGACAUGGUGGGGGUCCUGCUCCAGCGCUUGGACGAGGCCGACCAUACGUUGGAGAGCCAGAUGCAAAGCUUUAAGAGGGAAUCUGAGAACAAGUCCUGGAGCUUGAGGAGGAUGGCUUUGCUGGGCGAGCUGAAGGCUCUUCAGGAGGCUGCCCUGGAAGGACGUCUUAAGGAGCUGACCAUGCCAGCAGUGCAGCAGAGGCUUCGUGCUCUUGCUGACCUGGAGGACCAACUGCAGAACCUGGAAAAAGAGGUGCAGAAUCUUGCUGAAAGUGAGGAACAUGGUGGAGGAAAAGACCUUCCUCAGGACCUCAACUCUCAAUACCAGCAGACCCGAAGAGCUGUGAGAGACAGGAAGCAGCAGUGCACCAUUCUGCUGGACCUGUUGAAGAGGUUUCAGACCAGUCGGGGUCAGCUUGACAGCAGCCUGGAGAGAGCAGAGCAAAUGGUCACCGAGCAGAAGUCUUACAUGGGCAAAGAGAACCUGCAGAGGAGCAUUGCCAAGCUGCAAGACAUCCAGAAGGACCUCAAGGGCCUUGGCAACCAGAUGGAGGACUUGAGGACGGUGUGUCGGCAGCUUCAUUCGCACUUGAAGAAUUUUCCUGACUGCAGCGAGUCACAGUUUGAGUCAGACUCGCUGAUGGACACGUGGCUCGAUGUCACAGAGAAGACGGACAGUCACAUGGACAACCUGCAGGUGGCGCUGGAGCUGUGGGAGAAGCAGCUGAUGCUAGCGAGUGAAGCAGACUCAUGGGCUGCAGCCAAGCUAGCGCUGUUUGCGGAGAGUCACCCGUUCACCAAUGAACAGCAGGUCGAGGCCAUGAAGAUCGAGAUCCAGAACUACCAAGAGCAUUUGGCACUCUUUCACAGGAAGACCAAAGAGAUCCAGGAGAUACUGCAGAGUCAGGAGGCUCCUUUGGAACUGCAGGUGCUGGAGACCCAAAUGAGGAAGAGGAUGGACCAGGUCCAGGAACUUUUUAGCGACUGCAGUGAUGUGUUUGAAGAACUGCUUGCCCUGAAGAGACAUCUGGCUCAGAAGAUCCAAGAGGGUCAGGCAGCUGUGGAGAAGAUUCAGUCCUCCAUCAGCUCACUUGAUGUCUCGCAGAAGAAUGUUGAGACUCAGAUCCAGGACCUGACUGAGGACUUGGAAGAGCAAGAGGAGCAGGCAGAGGCUGUGUGGAAGGAGUUAGGUCUGGUGUCCAGCGUGGCCAGUUCACAGGUCCUGGAGGUCCUCAUGCUGGACUGUAGUCGACUGAAAGACGCAGUCACCCGUGCUAAAGAUAUGAUCCAGCUGAAGAGAGAGGAGCAGGACCAAGGUCUUCAGAAGGUCCUUUCCGACGAGCGACAGUCCUUUGACGACUGGUACCAGAACUCGCAGAUGUCGGUCAAUGAGUGUUUCGAGAACCCAGAGACACGGGACGAUGUGAACAUGUCACUGGACCGACUCACUAGAUUCUUGAAAUCCUUGGAUCCUGAGAGACGCCUAGACCAGCUCCAGGUCCAUAUCCAAAGGGGUCACAGGCAAGUUCCUGAGCAACAGAUCUCAGAACUCUCAACCUGGAUGAGUGAGCAGCGCCAGGAGGUGUCCACCUUCAGAACCCACUGUCAGAAUCGGUUGGCCCAGCUGCAGGAGCUUCAGCAGAACUUGGACUCGUUGCAGAAGCUGCACGACCACUUCAGGGACUUGCUGCAGACCCGAGAGAAGCAGAGUCUGGAACCAACCGGAGCCAAGAAUCUUCUCACCCACCUUCAGAACCAGAGCAAGAGCAUGGACUCCCUGGGCGAUCUGCUCGCCACGGUCCGUAAAUUAGGUCUGAGGUCUGACGUGAUCCUGAAGGACGGAGACAAUCUGAUCCAGCGCUACCGGAAUCUGGAGACCCGGCUUCAGAAGGAGCUGGAGGCACAGAACCUACAACAGGAGGCGUUGGAGAGUUUCAAAAGAGAAGUGGAAAAUACCCAGAGCUGGAUUAGAGAGGUGCGGCAGCCAGGGUCAGAAGAUGAGGAAGUCCAAGCUCUGAACCUCCUCAGGUCCAAACCCGAAGGUGACACCAGAAUCCAGGACCUGAAGCAGCAGGCCACGACUCUAUGUGAGCAAUCAAACCUGGACCAGGUUCUAAAACUCCAGGUUCAGGAAUGGCUGCGGUUGUCGGAGGACCAAUGGAGGGAGGCGGUGUCGGAAGCUGAGAGUGCUCUAGAUCGGGCCAAGACUUCAGCGGCAUUGGAGCGGCUUCGCAAUAGCAGUGAUGGUGUGCAGAUGUGGAUCCAACAGCAAAAGGUUAAGCUGGCAUCUGCUAGUGGUCACCUGACAUUUGAAGACAAGUGGAAGAUAACACAGGAGGUUUCUGGUUCUAAAGUCGAAGGAGAAGCUCGAGUGUCAGAGCUGAGGUCUCAAGCUGAAGUCCUGAGCGCAAGUCUGAAGGACACAGAGCGGUCCCAAGUUGACAAGCUGGUCUCUGAGACGGACCUGGCGUGGAGGAACCUCCUCCGGGCCCAUCAGCAGACUGAGCUUCACAGUCUGUCCGACGACUUUGACGCUCAAAGUCAAACCUGCCUAGCGAUGAUUCAGGAGAAACUGCAGCAGCUUCGGGAGGCUCGGCUCUGCUCCUCGCCCGCAGAGCGCCACCACUUCAUGCAGACGCUCCAGAGCUGCCGGCCCGACAGUGACUGCCAGGUCAACAACUUGAGAAGGCGCGGACAGAGUCUGAGCGACCGGCCUGACCUGGAGGACGACCGGAGACAGCGAGUCCAGCAGACAGUCAGAGACACAGAGGAGCAGUGGAGGAGCUUCCUGCAGGAGGUCCAGCAGCUGCAACAGGAGGGCGAAGUGCAGGAGGAGAAGAGGCAGAAGCAGCUCAAAGAACUGCAGCAGAACCAGCAGGACACGAGUGACUGGAUCUCAAAGAAACAGGAGCAACUGGACUCAAUGAUCCAGGACCCUGCAGUUGAGUCUCAAAUAGUCUCUGCAGAGACUAUCCUCAAGUCCAAGUCUGAUGGGGACUCUCGCAUCCAAGACCUGAAGAGAUGCCUCCACAAUUUGAGUCUUCUGGACCUUGAACAGGAAAAACUUGAAGCACUCCGGAGACUGGUCCAAGACACUGAGGACCGCUGGACCACAACCAUCCAGCAAACCCGAAGAGUUCGAGACAAAGCCGAGAAGCAGGUGCAUCUAAAGGGUCAGCUGACUGAACAUGAGGUUCUUAGACAGGACAUGUACAAUUGGAUGGAGGAUAAACAGCAGCAGCUGGACAUCCUGGACUGGCGUGCAGACCCAGGACUGUCCAUCAGUACGGCUCAGUCGGUGCUCGGACUCGGACCUGACGGAGACUCCAGGCUCUCGGAGCUGAAGAGAGGAACUCAGUCACUGCGCGAGAAUGCAGAGCUGGACCAGUCCACCCAACUGGAGCUGCAACAGACGAUCAGGGACCUGGAAGAGGUCUGGAGGAGAGUGCUGGGGUCUGCUGAGGACACACUGAGACAAGCUGAAGUUCAGUACUCCCUUCACCGGGAGCUGCAGGUCUUCCAUAGUCACCAGGCCGACACUCAAACCUGGAUCCAGGGUCUUCAGCAGCAACUGGACAUGCAGGACAGCGAUGCUGAGGACAGCCAGGCCAAGAUAGAAGCCAAACUCCACACGUCCCAGAUGGUCCAGAACUCCCGUUCGAGUGGCAAUGCUCGAGUGUUGGAAAUGAGGAGACUCGUUGGGAAUCUGUUGGACCGGCAGGACCUUCAGGAGGACCAGAGGCUGCAGGUCCAGAAGAAGCUGGAGGAGACCGAGGAGCAGUGGAGGAAACUCCAGCAGACCACAGACGACACCAACAGCCGUUUACAAAGCAUCUUGCGCCUCCUGGUGUCCUGUCGUCUGCAGCGCAGCUCGGCCCAGGCCAAGCUGGUGGACCUCCAGACCCAGACCUCCCAACUUCCACGAGUAUUUGGCUGGCCAGGUCUGGGUGAGCGUCGCCAGGCUGUGGAACAUGCUAGAACCCUGCUGGACAAGAGCGCCAACCUUGUGCCAGUCCUGGAGGACCUCAGCAGACAGUCUGCGGAGGUUUACACCCGUACUCAGGACCCGGACUGGUGUGGCUCCUCCUGCAGGAGCAUGCAAGACUCUGUCCCAGUACUGCUGAAAGACCUGACUGAGUCCCUGGAAGAACUUGAGCAAGGCAUCGUGGCCGAGCGUCACUUCACGCAGCUGCUGGAGCUUCAUGAGGCUGCUCAGGCCUGGCUGCGGGAGCAUGUGAAGGACCUGAAGGUGCCAGAGAACCAGAGAGCCCAAUUACAGGAGAGUGUGAACACACUGAGGGCUCUGCUUCAGACGGUGGACCGAGAGCAGAAGGAGCUGAAGGAGCUGGAUUCUGCCGCGGACAAACUGCUGAUCCUCUGCACACAAGGAGGUCGGGACGCUCUGACUCUGCAGGUCCGACAUCUCCAUGAGCUCUGUGACACCUCCGAGCAGGAGGUCAAGGACCGGUUGAGCAUGUGCCAGACUCAGUUGGCGGAACUGGACCACUGCCUAGCUGAGAAGAACAAGAUGCUCAAGGAUCGUGCGGCUGUCCUGCAGAAGGAAUUGAGAUCUCUGGAGCAGGAGCUAAGUCCCAGCGAGCCCCAGCUCAGUGAGUCUCAGUGGAGCAACCUUCAGACCACUCUGGAAGCCCUGAGAGUCAAAGUUCACCAGUUGGAACUGGAAAUUAUGUCAGAUUCUGAUCAGCUUCCACCCGAGGUCCUGACAGCAACCCACUCACUGCAACAACAACACAACAGCCUGACGACUCGGCUGAAUGAGCGACGAACGUCACUCCAGCAGACUGAGAGGGAACCUGCAGACUUGGCGACGCAGGUGUUGGCAGAAGGUGCAGUGCUGCAGACCCUUCCCCAGCAGCAGCUGACUGACGUGGCCGACUCGCCAAUGAAAGAAGGUCCUGAGACACUGCUCGUUGCAGGCAAACACCAAAGUCAGAUGACAGAGUGCCUGGAGGAAGUUGUCAAGGCCAAAAAACAUGAAGCUUCGGGGAUUCAGACGAUAGACCUCAGUGACAAAGUCUCAUCGGCCACCUUGGCGCCACCACCUGGUACCAAAGUCUCACUCCAGGAAACCCAAGUCCAGACUGACACUGCCUGUGGUGUAGCUCCACUUUCUGUGGAGGUGAACCUGGUCUCGGUGGACAGGGUCACAACCAAACCUGUUCAACUCCAGUCUAGUCCAGUAGUACCAGGAGUUGGUGAAGAUUUUGCAGGGAAGUCUCUGGAGGAUGAUACUGAGGAGCGACCUCUGAUCCAGUCUAACCCCCCUCUUAGGCCAGUGACAGUGGAGACAGCCCCAGAGAGGCCUGAAUAUGGGUCAGAGCCUCUUGCAAUACUCCCCAAGGAGUAUGUGCAAGUUGAAGUUGCACAUAAGGAGGUAGCGGAACCACAGGAACCAAAGCCUGAACAUGUUACGGCCGCAGAGCCAGAUGGUACGAGUCUAGAGCUGAAGUCCAAGAGUCUUCUGCGCUCCACCUCUCAAGACCAAGUACCAGCUUCAGUUGAGGACUCAGAGAGGAUCCAGACUGCAAGUAAGGAAGGACAAGAGUUGGGAAAAGCGGAAUUUGUGCAGACAGCUUCCUCUGCUCAAGAGCAGGGAGAAAAGAUCUUGCUGCCCAAAAGGCGAUCGAAGUUCAGUCCAAAAACCUCUAAAAAGGAUCCUUGUUUGAUAAAGUCUAAAAGUCUUGACGUGGUCUCAGAAACCCCCACACCGCUCAUUUCAACCACCAAAUCAGACAGAGACCAGAAGAGUCAGGAGAACAAGUCACAGUCUGUCAUGACCAAGUCAGUCACAGCAUCUAAGCCUGGACAGGAUGUUCUAGGAUCAGCGGCUGCAGGAGUAGAAAGCACCGUGAUGAUCGUCACUAAGUCAGCCGAUGAAACAAUGGAACACGACUUGAAAACUUCAUCCACCAAGAAGUCUGGCAGUCAAACCAAUUUGAAAGACGGAGGUGAGGUCAGACAGGAACCAACAGGACUGGAAGCCACAAAACCAGCUGAAGCCAUUGGGGACCAGGGAAAACUAUCUGUGCCCAAGAGAAAGUCAAAGCUGGCAAAAGAUUCUCCACAGCUUCCAAAAAAAGACCCUGCUACAUUGGAGUCCCAGAGUGAGGACAGAGUUUGGGAGGCUCCCAAAGAACCAAGGGCUCUGGUUACCACUGCCAAGGACCAACCUGACAGUCCAGUGACUCAAACUUUGAAGAUGCAAGAAGGGAAAGUUUCACCACCCAAAAGGAGAUCAAAGAAGCCUGAAGACUCUCCACGUCCGCUUAAGAAGGAGCCCCAAGGUGCACAUGGAAAACUCAGUCUGGAAACGCACACAGAACCGCCGAAGGAGAUCUUGGCAGCAAAGAAAGGACCUCAGAUGUCACCGAAAUCUAAAGCCAGAGAGGUCAUGAACAUCGUCUCAGGGGAAGAAGGAGGGGUUUCUUUAGCCGAAAGUGUCUUGCGUGGUCAAGAAAAAAGUCCCACAGUCAGUAAGAAAGCCCAUGACAGCACGACAGAUGUAAUGGAGACUUUAGGGAACAACACCGGCCAGGUCUCGCCAACAAAACGAAGGUCUAGAGUUGCAAAGUCCUCCCCUGAUGUUCUCACAAAAGCUUCGAAGGAAAUGAAACAACCUGUGGGUCAUACUCAAGAGCAGGCUCAGGAUGUCACGCAGGAUGUUCCCAGGAAGGAGAGGUCCAAGACCGUUUUGGCCAGUGAGUCAGAGACUAGUACUGAGCCAUCUGCAGAAGUGAAGCAAGAAAGCAGAUCAGCCCCUGUGGUGCCAAAAUUGUCUCCACCAAAACGAAAAUCAAAGAUUUCACAGAGUCUGACGCAACCACUAGAUAAAGGGUUUGAUGAGCGCCAGCAGCCUUCAUCUGAACAUCUGACUUUAAGUGAAGUUACUGCCGCUCAAGAGGUCAAACAGUCACCUCCUCAGAGAAAACACAGAAGAUCUCCAACAGGUUCUGAAAAAGAGCCAGACAGCCAAAGGCGUGGAUCUCAGGAUCCCUUCUCACAUCCUAGUGUUGUAGACUCAACAUCAGACGGACUGCAAGGUUCCGAGGUCAAGGAAGUUAGAAGUGAGGAGUCCACAGAUGCAGUUGCCAUGUUGACAAAUAAAGUGACAGCUGUUGUGAAGCCAGAUGACCAAAAGGCUUCAUCAGAAUCCACCAAGACUGUCACAGAGGAAGUACGAGAAAGUGAAAAUGAGACGACUCCUCAGGAUGUGAUACAAGCUGAUGAGGCUACUGCCGAACAAGCUCCAUCAAUAUCAAAGUCCCUAGAGGUUUCCACGACUGUAGAAGUUGGUCUCAGUUUGGACUCUUCAGUUAAGGAACCAAAGCAGGACUCUACAGUCUUGGAUGUUCCUUCUGCUGCAGCUGAAAUGGCGUCAAGAGUAAUCCAACCUGCUCCUAAAGAGGUUGGAAGGCUCUCACCUCCAGAAAGAAAGUCUAAGACUGUCAAGGUUCCUCUUACACUACCAGAAAAGACACCAUCUGCGUCUUCAGGUGAUGUCACAUCAAAACCCGACGAUGUUCAUGCUGUGGAGAAGAGAGAGGACACUAAAGAUGCUGAAGUUGAGGAGUCAUCAAGUGAAGUUCAGGAAGGGUCUGAAAGUGGAGAUGCCUCCUCAACUACACAGACGUUGGUGUCAGGAAUAAUCCAGGCUGCCACAGCCGAGGUGGGAACGAUCUUUGGUCCCGAGAGAAAAUCAAAGGUUUUCCCAGAGCGUCCAACAGAUGAGACCAGCAUGGUGGGAGAGCAAGACAGUCAGGUUCUGCGUCAAGAAACUGUGUAUGCUGCCAACCAAAGUGCUGAUUCAAAGAAUAAUGUACCAAAUAAGGACCCUACGGUUAUUGAGGAACUUUCUGCUGCAGCGGCGGCAGCGACAGGGUUGGUCCAAACUGAUCCUGAUGGCGGAAAGAUCUCACCCCCACAGAGGUCCAAGACUACCAAAACGUCUUCCAAAGCUUCUAAACAGAGAGCCAGGAACCAGGUUUCAUCUGCACCUUCUGAAGUAGUUGUGAGACCAACUGUCAUACCAGCUGAUGUUCAACUGUCAGCAGAAGAGAAGCCAGAAGAUGUGAAGGUUUCGUCAGAAUCCACCAACAAUGACACAGAAGGAGUCAGAGAAGAUUCAGCUGAGAGGUUGACUCUUGAGAAUGAACAACUAAGAGAGUCAUCAACAGUUUUGGAUGGAGAACAAGUGCCAUCAAUGUCACAGUCCCUUGAGGGUUCCAUACUUUCAGAUGUUGCUACUGUUGAUCAAAGUAACAAAGGAACUCCUGUGAAGGAACCAAAGCAGGACUCUACAGACUCGGAUGUUCCUGCCACAGUAGUGGAACUGGUGACAGGAGUAAUUCAAGCUGCUACUGACCAGGUAGGAAGGCUCUCACCUCCACAAAGAAAGUCAAAGACUGUCAAGGUUCCUCUACCAGAGAAGACACCAUCUCUAUCAUCAGGUGAUGUUUUGUCAAAACUCGACAGAGAAGAAGACAAAAUCUCACAGACUGGUGGACUGGAAAAGAUUCAGAGGGUCUCCACAUAUGUUGCUGCAGUGGAAGAACGAGAGGAAACUAAAGAUGCUAAAGGUUCUGAGGUUCAAAGCAAACCUGGGAGUGGAGAUGCCUCCUCAUCUGCACUCAAGCUGGUGACAGGAAUAAUCGAGGCUGCCACUGCAGAGGUUGGAAAGAUCUUUGCUCCUGAGAGAAAGUUGGAGGUUUCCCCAGAACUUCCCAUGGAUGAGACCAAAGUGGUGGGAGAACCUGACAGACAGGUUUUGUCUGCAACUUCAGAUGUCUCCAUAGGGCCAGCUGAAGGGACCUCUGGAGAAGAUGUUCAACAUUCAAGAGAGAAGGAACAGCAAGAGAAACUGAAUGUUCCUUCAGAAGCAGUUAUCAGAGUGAAGCCAAAGAAGACAAGAGGGCCUGUUAGUCCAGAGACAGCUGAGGAGGAAACUGUGGCAGAAGAACUGGUACGUUCAAGUGUGGAACCUUCACGAGUUGAGGGACUAAAACAGGACUCUGCCGUGUCAGAUGCUUCAUCAAUUGCACUCAAACUGGUGUCAGGAAUAAUGGAGUCAGCCACUGCUGAGGUUGCAAAGAUUGUUGCUCCUGAGAGAAAGUCAAGGGUUUCCCCAGAACUUCCCAGAGAUGGGCUCAACGUGGUGGGAGAACCUGACAGCAAGGCACUGUAUCAAACUCCAGAGGUAUCCACACACACAACUGGAUCAACUCAAAUUCCACAAAGUGUGUGUGCUACCCACCAAAGUGUUGAUUCAAAUAACAAACCAAAGCAAGACCCUACAGUCGUUGAGGAACCUUCUGCUCCAGUGGAAGUGGUCACAGGGGUUGGAAAGAUCUCUCCCCCGGAAAGGAGAUCCAAGGUCUCGUCCAAAGGUUCUAAACAGAGAGCCAGGAACCAGGUUCCAUCUGCUCCCUCCAGUGAAGCUGUGAGAUCAGCUGAAGUUCAACUCACAACAGAAGAAAAGAAGCCAAAACAACAGAAGGUUUCAUCAGAAUCCACCAAGACUGUCACAGAAGGAGUCAAAGAAACUGAAAAUGAGGCAACAACAUUUGAGAACGACCAACCAAGAGAGGCGUCAACUGUUUUGGAAGAACAAGUUCCGUCUAUGUCACAGUCUCUGGAGGGUUCUACAAGUGCUGAUGUUACUGUUGACCACAGUAACAAAGAAACACCAUUUAAGGAACCAAUACAGGACUCAACAGUCUUGAAUGUUCCUUUUGCUGCCACAGAAUUGGUGUCAGAAAUAAUCCAGACUGCUACUGAUGAGAUUGGAAAGAUCUUAGCGCCUCAGAGAAAGUCAAAGGUUUCCCCAAAACAGCCCUCAGUAGAGAUCGUGGAGGAGGCCAAGCUUGACAGUCAGGACCUGCCUGCAACUCAAAUUCCAGAGACUGUGUAUACUUCCGACCAAAGUGUUGAUUCGAAUAAGGAACUAAAGCAGGACACUACAGUUACUAAGGAACCUUCUGUUGUAGUGCAACCACAGACAGGGUUAGUCCAAACUGCGUCAGAGGUUGGAAAGAUCUCUCCCCCAGAAAGGAAGACCAAGACUACCAAGGUUUCUUCCAAAGGAUCUAAAGAGAGAGCCAGGAACCAGGUUCCAUCAGCAACUUCUGAAGUAGUUAUACCAGCUGAGGAAGUGACGCCAGAGGACAUGAAGGUUUCAGCAGAUUCCACCAAGACUGGCACAGAGGAAGUCAGAGAGGUUGAAAAAGAUAUGACUCUUCAGAAUGUAAUACAACCAGUAGAGGAUACCGCAGUUUCAGAGGAAGAAAAACAAGUUCCACACUCCACAAGUGCAGACCCUACUGUCAACCAAAGUUUGGAAUCUCCGAUUGAGGAACCAAAGCAGGACUCUACAGUCUUAGAUGUUCCCUCAGCAGCAGCGGAAGUGGUUACAGCAGUAAUCCAGGCUGUAGCUCAUGAGAUAGAAAGAGUCUCACCAGCAGAAAGAAAGUCCAAAAGUGUCAAGAUCCCCCUUACACAAAAGACAUCAUCUCCAUCUUCAAUUGACAGUCGGUCAAAACCAGACAGAGAAGAAGACAAACUCUCACAGACUGACGGACAGAAAAAGACUAUGAGGUUCUCCACAGAUGUUGCUGCAGUAGAAGGGAGAGAGGACACUAAAGAUGAGAAAGUUGAGGACACUUUUGAUUCUAGCAGACUGACUGAAAGUCCAGAGAUUCAGCAGCAAUCUGAGAGUGGAGAUGUCUCCUCAACUGCCCUCAUGCUGGUGACAGGAAUAAUCCAGGCUGCCACUGUUGAGGUUGGAAAGAUCUUUACUCCUGAGAGAAAGUUGGAGGUUUCCCCAGAACUUCCCAUGGAUGAGACCAAAGUGGUGGGAGAACCUGACAGCCAGGUUUUGUCUGCAACUUCAGAUGUCUCCAAGGGGCCAGCUGAAGGGACCUCUGGAGAAGAGCAAGAGCAACUGAAUGUUCCUUCAGAAGCAGUUAUCAGAGUGAAGCCAAGAGGGCCUGUUAGUCCAGAGACAGCUGAGGAGGAAACUGUGGCAGAAGAACUGGUACGUUCAAGUGAGGAACCUCCAAGAGUUGAGGGACUAAAACUGGACUCUGCAGCACAUAAUAAACCAAAGCAGGACCGUACAGUUAUUGAAGAACCUUCGGGUGGAGUGGAACUGGUGACAGGGUUGGUUCAAACUGCUGCUGUGGUCGGAAAGAUCUCACCCCCUGAAAAGAGAUCCAAGACUACAAAGGCCUCAUCCAAAGGUUCUCCACAGAAAUCCAGGAACCAGGUCCCAUCUUCAGCUGAUGAUGUUGUUGUCAGACCAAGUGCUGAAGUUCGACACAUCACAGGUGAAGAGAAGCCAGAGCUGAAGGUUUGGUCAGAAUCCACAGAGACUGUCACAGAGAGAGUCGGAGAAAAUGAGACGACAACUCUUGAGAAUGACGUACAACAGAGAGACGUGUCUACAGUUUUGGAAGAACAAGUUCCGUCAAUGUCCCAAGAGCUUUCCACCAGUAUAGAAGUAGUUACUGUCUGUCAAAGUGUGGAAUCUUUGAUUAAGGAACCCAAGCAAGCCUCUACAGUGGAAGUGGUGAGAGGAGUAAUCCGAGCUGCAGCUCCGGAGAUAGGAAGGGUCUCACCACCAGAAAGAAAGUCCAAGAAUGUCAGGGCACAACCAGAAAAGACACCAUCGCUGUCAUCAGGUGAUGGUACACCAAAACCCGAUCAAGCUGCUGUGGGGGAGAAAGAAGACAUUUUUGCAUCAAGCAGAAAGACUGAAAGUCCAGAGGUUCAGCAGGGAUCUGGGAGUGAAGAUGCCUCCUCAACUGCACUCAAAUUGGUGACAGGAAUAAUCGAGGCUGCCACUGCAGAGGUUGGAAAGAUCUUUGCUUCUGAGACAAAGCCAGAUGUUUCCCCAGAACUUCCCAAGGAUGAGGCCAAAGUGGUGGGAGAACCUGACAACCAGGUCCUAUCUGCAACUUCAGAUGUCUCCAUGGGGCCAGCUGAAGGGACCUCUAGAGAAGAUGUUCAACAUUCAACAGAGAAGGAACAGCAAGAGAAACUGAACAUUUCUUCAGACGCAGUCAUCACAGAGAAGCCAAAGAAGAUAAGAGGGCCUGUUAGUCCGGAGACAAUUGUGGCAGAAGAACUAGUACGAUCAAGUGUGGAACCUUCAAGAGUUGAGGGACUAAAACAGGACUCUGCAGUGUCAGAUGCUUCAUCAAUUGCACUGAAACUGGUAUCAGGAAUAAUGGAGACUGCCACUGUCGAGGUCCAAAAGAUCUUUGCUUCUGAGAGAAAGUCAAAGGUGUCCCCAGAGCAACCCUCGGAUGGUACCGACAUGGUGGGAGAAUCUGACAGUCUGGAACUGUCUGCUACUCCUGAGGUCUCCACAGGACCAAUAGAAUUGGCUCCUCAAGAACAAGUACAUCCAAAGACAGAGAGGGCAGACAACUUGAAUGUUGUCUGGGAAGUGGCUAAAACCGUGGCGUCAGAGGACAUUACGGGGACUGGUCGACAAGGUCAGAGAUCAAGUAGUCCAGGCAGUCCAUCAGAGACAGGCCUGCCACAACCUGUGGGCACUUCCACAUUUCAGUCUGACAGCAAACCUCUGGCUAGUGAAGCUGAUGGAAGUCACAUAAAUGAGAAAAUACUAGUGACUGUCAAGGAGUCUAAAGAGGAGGACUCUGCACAGAAAGUCCUCACUGUCAUUUUGGACUCAUUAGACAUUUUCGCUUCAGCAGCUGAAGGUCCAAAGGAAAAUUCAGAGGCUCUUUUCGCUGGCUCCCCUGACUCCUCAAGGCAGGGACUGGAAGAUGACUCAACUGCAACCUCACAGGGACCAGAAACCAACCAAACACCUUUCUGCACCAGAACUGAAGGCACAGUCCCUCGACCCGAAGAUGAAGGUUCCAACGAGAUUCAGAGAAGAUAUCUAGUCCUUCAUCAACCUGACCCCACAGUUGACCAAAGAACACCAGUGACAGUGGAGCAGCAGUCUAGGAGUGUUCCCACUGGGCCCCCUGGUCUAACAAGUGAGCUGCAAACAUCUGUGAUGCAAAUAAACUCAGCAAAGCAGGACGAAGGAAGUCCAGAGCAAAUGGUCACCCAGCAGGAGGACACAGAGGAACGUCAUGAGAAAGCAGCAGACCAAACAGUGAAUGACGCUCAACCAAAGAAGUCAGAGGAGGGUCCCAAACAUGAGAGCAUCCUUCUCCCAGCAGCACAAAGGCAGGGAGUACCUUCUCCUCCCAGACCAACAGAAGAAGACAGAGCAGAUGUAGAUGCGCUUGAUGAAGGUGAAAGCGAAACAAAGGACUCUAAGACAGGCGCAGUUCAGCUUCUAGCUGCUGUCACAGAGGAAGUGAAAACAGGUGAGCCAGGGAAAGCAGCUCUAAAAACUGUUCCUGCAGGAGAGGAGAAGCCGUCUGCAACUGCAGAGGUCUCCACAGGGCCUACUAAGGGGACCUCUGAAGAAAAUGUUCAGCUUUCAGCACAGAAGGUUUCCUCAGACGCAGACCUCAUAGAGAGCUCAACGGAGAGAAGAGUGCCUGCAAUGCUAGAGAAAACUGAGCCAGAAACUAUGGCAUCGACUGCAACUAUUCUCAGAGAAGAACCAAUACCAACAAGUUUGGGACCUUCAGGGGUUGAGGAACCAAAACAGGACUCCACUAAGUCAGAUGUUUCCUCAACUGCACUCAAACUGGUGUCAGGAAUAAUGGACACUGCCACUGCCAAGGUCAAAAAGAUCUUUGCCUCUGAGAGAAAGUCGAAGGUUUCCCCAGAAGUAAAACCAGGUGAGUCAGAGAAAGCAGCUUUAAAGGCUGUCCCUACAAAAGAGGAGGAGGACAGUUUUGGGGUGAUGUCUCCACUGACGUGUCAACCAGAAGCAUCAACACCCUCCACUGAUGCUCAAUCAGGAAGUGGUCCAGAAGAGAUCAGCAAGGUUGAAGACAGUCAAGGCAAAAUGAAUGAAGAACAUCCACCGUCCAUUGCAGAGUCAAGUUCAGGAGCAGCAGAGAAAUCUAUACUCUGUGUUCAGAAGCAAUUGGACACCAUAGUCACAAGAAGGGAAGAGUCAAAGAAGGAAGCAGCCAGCGAGGACAGUGCAACCCCUAUUGUCAAGCCAGAAAAGAGUAUGAGUGACAUCACCAAGUUUGAAAAGGGUCAUGAGGAAGUGGUGGGAAUUGACUCCAGACUACUGACAUCCAGUUCUCCUGAUGAGUCCUUGAGAACAGGUGAGGAGCCUGUCGCCCCAACAAACAUACCUGUUGAACUGAGCAGUGCUGUGAGUGAACCCAAGCUGUCCGAUCCAUGUGAUGAAGUACCAAGAGAGAAAACAGCAGGUCCUGAAAACGAGUCUGAGGACAGUGAAACAAAAACCCUCACUGAAGAGGAGACUGCAACUGGGAGAGGAACUGACUUGGAAAUCCACCAAGAAGAGGUUCAGGACAAAGAUGUUUCAGAAGAACUCCACAAGCAUGAGGUUCCUCACUUGACAGCUGGUCUGGAGGUAGUCAGAGUGUCUACUGAGAUUCAGGGGUCAGAGGAGGAAGAGGACUUCUCAGUAUUGCUUCAAAAAAAUUCUACUUUAGACAUAACUCAAAAAACUACAAUGGAUGCCAAACCACAACAGCAACCAAGCAAACAGCUCAGUCCUGUGGGUACAGCUGAAUCUGGUCCACUGGAAAAUGUAGAUCCAAGAAGCACAACCUUCAUAGAAAUCUGUUUGUACGACCAGACCACACCUGGGGGACAGUCAACCAGCCUGGGGGAGAACGUGCUUGACCAGCCAGUCACCUGCAGUCCGACCGAUGGCUCAGUGGUGCUUGAGAACAUCGUGGUCAGUCCAGACGUGAGUGUUUUACAAGUCGACAUAUCAGCACAAGAGAUAGGUGAAAUGGAGACGCCAGAAGAAGCGGAGCCAAGACUGGUCAGUGAACUCAAUGUUGAAGAUGAAGGUGAUGUGUCAGGACGCCCCACAUCAACCCGUGUCAGGCUGAUGACGGCUCAGCAGUCACUCCCAACGGACCAACAAGCUGGCAUCGAAUCUGGUGUCCUGGAGCCUGUCAGUGCAGACUCGGAGUCUGCUGAACUUCCCAGUAAAACAGGAGACUCUGCACUGGAGCUGAACAAGUCCACCCACACCCCUCACGGCUCUGAAUCUACCAGCAGAACGGUCUUGAUGGAGGCGCCGGAACAAUGGCACAUAAAGACCAUUAUGACUGAGAUACAGAACUUCCCUGGGUGCAGAGUUCAGGUGGAACAGCUUGAGGACUCCUCUGAGCCUGUGAUAGGGACCUCGGGUGAUCUAGAUGUCCGUCUCAGAUGCUUGCAGACUAAACUUCUGUGCUGCAAAAGCCAGAUACCCAAGCUGGACCUCAACCUUGUGACCCAGCAACUCACAGAGGCUGAGGAAAUCCUCGAUACUGCGCAGGGGCAGGUCUCCGAUCUGGCCGAGGAGACCAGCAGUAAUGUUCCAGCUGACAUGGUGGAGCAGUGGAACGUGUUGGCCAGAGAUGCGGAGACACUGGUGGAGACUAGAAAGUCUCUGAAGGUGUUGGUGGAAGAGUUCUGCCGGCAGACUGCAGAGGGUUCCAUGCAAAUGAAGGAAGUCAAGUCUGACCUCGAGCCUCUGAAAAAGUCUUCUUCAGAGAGCUUUGGCUCACUGAUGAGGACUAUGGACCAGAACAAAGCUCUUAUCCGGGAUCUGCAGGAAACCCGAGACAAAUUGAUACCACAUCUCAGCUAUGACCAACAAGUUAUCGCAGACAUGGAGGUGCAGAACCUCCAGCUGGACCAGGCAGAGCUGGAGAGAAACGUGGAGAGGACACUUCGUCACACAAACAUCUGGUCCAGUCAGAAUGGUAACCUUCUUCUUGAGAUCUCCAUGCUAGAGGGACACCUGGAGUCACUCCACAAACACCUGAAAGACCUUGGUUGCCCUGCAUCCUACUGCCGCAGAGCUCAGGAACUGAUGGAGGCAGAGGCUGAAGUGAAAGCUGCUCAGAAGACAUACGUUCAGCUGAAAGAGCAGGCAGAGGAGGUCCAGCAAGGAUUGUGCCCCAACUCCACCAAAGAGAUUCAAGAGGGUCUGCAGAAGGUGGAAGACCAGAUUGGCUGCACUGGGAAACUGAUCUCCUCUCUGGAACAGACCAGCGAUAAUCCCAUCAUAGAGAAAAUAACCAGGGCAAUGAAGGACAGUCUGGUCUGGGCAAAGGAGACAGAGAAGGAGAUUGAGGGCCGUAGGAGACAGGUGCCUCUCCUCCCAGAGAAGGUCCACCAGCAGCUCCGUGACCUCAAGAAACUCCAGUCAGAUGUCACAUUCAAACAAGAACAACUGGAUGCACAUGUGAAGGAGAUCAGCGAUCUUCUCCCCAAGCUAGACCAGGACCAGGAAAAGCCUGUGGUGGAGUCUGCCCUGACUUCUUUGACGGGACUUUCUAAGUUGAUAUCAGAGAAAUUAACUGCCACAGUGCGAGAGGUCGAGUCCGAGCUGCAAACCAGGGAGAAGUUAUCAGAGCAGAUUGCAGACCUGGACACCUGGGUGGAGGCACAGCUUCUCAAAGAGUCCCGCAGAAUCUCAGAGGAUGAGCCUCGAGGUCCAGCAGAAACGGACCGAAGGAGCCGUCAGAUCAUGGAGACACUUGCAGAAGCCAAAAAGCAAAGUUCAGCUUGUGAGGACCUCCUGUUGAAGAGUGACCACAUUGGAGUGGGGCUGAGUGUUCAUGAGACAUGCAAGCUGUUUGAUAAGAUCUCCGACCUGAAAGCAGAGAUACAGGCCAUCAGCAGUCACCAGACCACGAGCCAGAAACAUCUGGACCAGCUUUUCUUGCGUGUGGAUGCCAGCCAACGAGACGUGGAGAUGUUGGAGAAAAGUCUCCGUCAGAUGUUGGUGGAUCUCAACAAACUCAGGUUUCCCAUCACGAGCGAGUCCUUGCAGGCCCUGCAACCACGCCAACAGCUGAUUCCAGGCCACAAAUCCAAAGUUGACCUUCUUGUGCCUUGGAUCUCCCAAGAGAAGGCCAAGGAGCUGUACUCAACCAUCAGUGAAGUUCAAAGUAAAGUGUCUGCCAUACAAUUAAAGGCCCAAGAUCACGAGAAGUACCUGGGCAUGAGAAAGGCCAUUGAGGACCUGAUGGGGACCAUCCAGCUACAGAUACCACAGACCAAAGAGGACAUGUUGGAGGUAGAUGAAAUGUCCCGCUUGUGUCUGAAGCUCUUGGUACAGAUCCCUAUGGUCAAAUUCAUCUGUGAUGAGACCGAGUCCAAACUUCAGACCGUGUCCCAGGACAUGUACCCCUCACAGCUGACCACCGAGCUCCAGCAGCUCCAGCAGACCCGAAAGACUCUGGCCACAUGGGAGCUGACGCUCUACAACAACCUCAGUGUCACUGAGGGGCCAUUCUUGGAGGGGCUAGACCAGGAGAUGAGGGCCACUGCAGGUGUCAUCCAGGCAACCAAGCAGAUUCUGCAGAAUCCUCCACAACUGGAUCCCAAAGAUGAAGUGAUUCUUCAGGAAUACCUUAGAGUUCUGUGUUUGAAGAAGACAAUUGAGACUCGGGUCAAAGUCGCCAAGAUUGCAAAAAUGGGAAGCGGCUCUCAAGGUCUGCUAGAGGAGAAGGAGGAGGUUUUGAAAGGAUGUGACUCUCUGAUGGAGAGGCUGUGUGAGGCUCGGAACACAGUGCAGACUUUCACCUUGGCUGUUAAAGAUGCUCUUCGCUUUCUCCGGGACGCAGAAGCAUCUCUUCUGCCCCCACAGGGUCUGACUCAACAUGCCAAUGAGAGGCUGCAGGAGACCGAGCUGGUCCUGGCCUCCCUGGACCAGAGCCUUCAGACUCACAUGGAGAAGCUGCGGGGUCACGUUCCGCAGCAUCCUUACCUAAACCCUAAGAUGGUGGAGCAGCUGCUGGAGAAGAUUCUGAGUCUGAUUCUGGUGAAAACAUCAGUGCUGAACGCAAGAGGACUGGUCCAGCUGCAGGACCUGCGCAGGUGUGCAGAGCAUCAGAGGAAGUACAGCGAGGACAAAGACAACUUGCUCUCUGGACUCCAACUUUGUGAGAACAAGCUCUCCCAAAUCAUCCGUCACAAAAUCUGUGGGAUCGCCGACUGUACGGAGCAGCAAGAGAAUCUGAGGCUUCUCUAUGAGGAGGUGAAGGGCCACUGGGUCCAACUGGAGGUCCUGGAGGAGAUCUGUGCAGAGCUGAACUGCUGUGGUGGCCAGACCCUGCUGUUCUCGAUCAGGAGUCGGCUCUUGAGGUUGCAGUGCCUCGUGCAGAAGCUGAUCACUCGCUGCAGUGGGAGGGUCACUGAGUGGCGCAGCAUCAGUAGCAGCGUGGAGAAGGCCACUUCUGCCCUGCAUCAGGUGGAGGCUGAGCUCCCAGAUGGGUCCAGGGUUAGAUCCAUGACCACAGGAGAGCUCAUGGCCCAGCAGCAGAUCUGGGUACAGUACCAGGACCGGCUGGACUGCGAACACAGAUCUCUGUCUGCGCUGGAGCUACGCGUCGCUCGACUGCUCGGAGUUCCUGCUAGCCAGGAGGAGGCGCCAUCCCAUCCACUGUGUCAGCGAUUGCAGGCCAUGCAGGACCAUUACUGCAGACUGAGGCUCAGUUGCAGAGACGGUCUUCAGAUGACUGGACUGGAGUUGCAGGACCGAAAGAAGGGUCUCCUGGAGUUGCAGGAGCUGCAGGUUCACGCUUCGGCCGUUACUGGUCAACUACAGGCUAUGAAAGAUGAAGAGGCGGAACUUCAGGACGCCCACAGUAAGCUGUGCACCUACAAGUCUCUGAUGCAGCGGAUUACAGAGCGUCUGAAGACCAAGUAUUCUGAGGCUGCCGUCCCGCUGGAGGUCGAGGGUAUUCAGAAGGAGGCUGAGGAGACACUGCAGCAGCUGGAGGUUCAGGUCAAUCAGGCAGUAGAGAGGAGUGGACCACUUAACAGACUUGGUGCCAGGCUGUCUGAGAUCCAGGCAGGACUUGAGUCGGUCCAGAAGAGACUGGAGGACAGAAGCUCCUCCGUGGCAGAGGCCAAGGUCACGCAGAAGCUGGUGUGGGACGAGCUUGACCGUUGGCACUCACGUCUGGCGCGGCUGGAGGUGGAGCUGCAGGAGCUGGACGAUCCAAUGGUGGCACUACCUCUGACAGAGCGUUUGGUGGAGGAGCAGCAGCAUCAUUCUCUGCUCUCUCAGCAGGCGGAGCAGAAGACCACGCUGCUCAGCAAGGUCCAAAAGUGGCUACAGCAGCACAAGGAGAUGAUCGACAGUGCCAGCAGCUGGAUGGCAGAGGCCCAAUCGUGGCUUGGAGCCCCAUGUACCUAUAAGACAGCCAAAUGUCUGAAUGAUCACGUGUGUGCGCUGAAGAUGGUCCUGGACGACUCAGUUCAGAUCCGGUCCACCCUGCAAGACUUCGGCUCAGUUCUGACUGAAAUGUCUCAGGUGUGUGACGUUGUGAGCCUGCAACAGCAGCUGGACGACGCCGAUCACCGAGUGGCUAAAGUCCAGAAGAGGUUCAGCGGGCCGCUGUCGCAGCUGCAGCACGCUGCUGCCGAAGUGGAAGCCAUUGAACAGGAAGUCAAGAAGAUGGACAAAGAUGUGGAGGCAAUCAGGUCGCUGCUUUCGGCUCCUGAGAGUAUGUCGAGUCCCCGACAACACACUCUGCAGGUGGCUGAGCAGCAGAUCCAGUCCAUGAGGAGGACCGUCGCAGAAAUCCAGAGAUGUAAACCAGGCCUCGGUCUGCCGCCCAAGUCUGAAGAAACCCUGACUGUAUUCUUUGUCGUGGACACGCUCCAGAGCCUGCUGCUGGACCUGGAGAAGAAGGUCCCUGCUCUAUUCAUCCAGCAGCCGCUGACUCCAGUGCAGGUCCAAAUGCCGAGUUCCCCACCAGAGACAGAGGAGAUCGAGUCGGGUCAAAUCAGAAUUGCUCACGUGAAGGACGACGUGUUGAGGAGUACUGGUGCCGCUCUGCUGUCAGUGGAGCGAUCGUCACCUGAGCAGAGACUGUCUUGGUCACGUGACAGCAGUCAGCAGCGGGAUCGGCAAAACAAUCCUCAGCAGAGGUCGGAGGUCGUUGGAGGAGGUGUGUGGUGGUGGCUGUGGGAAACUUUCCUGGGCGUCGACCUGGAGGACCCUAAGAUCAGAGCUGUCCCAGAACCAGCACCAGAUCCACAACCAGAACCUGAACAAGAACCAGAACAACCCCAACCAGAAUCAGUACCAACAGAAGAACAGGGUCAUGUGACACCUUCAGCUGAAGAGCAGGUGAACCCCCACCACAAACACACACCCACACACACAUCAUUAAACACUCAUCCACGUCUUCUUCAGCUGCCUGAGAACCUUCAAGCAGAACCUUCAGAGCAACGUGAGACGAGACCUGAUGAUGACCAACAGAGCCGUUCCCUCACCUCAGGCCCAUCUGAGCCCAGCAGCUCCAUGGAGUCCAUACCCACAUCCACUGCUAGCUCUGGGUCUGAGAGCAUGGUAAACACCAGCGGCGUUAGACCUUCCAAACCCCAGGCCAAAUGCGUAGUGUCUUAGACUCUCGCUGAGAAUCAUCAGGCCCGACUCUAGAUCCAACAGAACCUCCCGCUGAAGUCCUCUGGAUUUUGACCUAUCAAGGUUUUGAACCUCCAUUUUAGAACCAUGCUUCAUCCCGUUCUUGCCACUGCCUCUCUCAAACGUUUCGAACCCGAUGAGUGGAACCUUAUGGACUGUUGUGCUUGGCGAGCUGCGCCGCCUCACAGUGGUCAGCGGAGGAAGCACUUCCUUUAGCCUGGUGGUUGUUUCCAUGGUGAUGGUGGUAGCUAUUGUUCCCGCCCGGGUCAGGUGGUUUGAAAGCGUGACGUCCGCAUGGAGCAGUGUUCCGUUUGGCUUUUUAACGACUGUAUGAAUUCAAGUUGUGAUCCGUCGUGAUGUUUGUGUGACAUGACAACAAGCUAACUGUUGUCUGAAAACUGCUGAGUGAUCCAGGUGUACUGCACUGAUACUUAUAAUUGAUCCGAUUAAUAUGAUCAUUAACACUGUCGCUGGUGAAAAUACUGCAACUCCACGCCACAAAGGUUUCAAAGGUUUCUACAUUCCAGCUUGGAGUCACCAAUAUUCACACCUGUCAACGUCUCACAAACUUCAGCCCAUGGUUUUUUCCCCAUGUUUCCUGUUUUGCAGAAUUUUCACUUCAAUUUGAACAUUAACGGCAUGUUGGUGUAAACUCUACUUCCUGUUCUUCAAUAAACCCCAGCAGUGAAA